CAAUUCUUCUCAAUGGGAAGCCAAAUGAAGAAGCAAUUUGCUUGUGCUUUGGCAUUUUUCUUGAUUGCCACAUGCACUAUGGCAUAUUCACCUUAUUCUUAUGAAUCAUCAGAUUCAACCUACCAUAAAGUACCAACCACAGUAGUCAAAAGUGAAGACUUCAAGGCACCCUCAGAGUCGGAAAAGGAAUAUAAGGAGUCAUUUUUGCCAAAAAAUGAUUACUACAAGAAGCCAUUAGUUUCAGAAGAUAACUAUAGGAAAGUACCGUCCGUUCCCGAACAGGAAUACAAGGUUCCAUUCUUGCCAAAGAAUGACUACAACAAGAAGCCAUCAUUUUCAGAAGAAAACUACAAGAAGACGUCAGAUGUUCCAGAGGUACCCUCGAUGGUUAAACCAGAAUAUAAGGAGUCAUUUUUUCCAAAAUUUGACUACUUCAAGAAGCCAUCAGUUCCAGAAGAUAACUACAAGAAGGCGUCAUAUGUUCCAGAGGUACCCUCGAUGACUAAACCAGAAUAUAAGGAGUCAAUUUUUCCAAAAUUUGACUACUUCAAGAAACCAUCCGUCCCAGAAGAUAACUACAAGAAGGCGUCAUAUGUUCCCAAGGAACCCUCGAUGGCUAAACCAGAAUAUAAAGAGUCAUUCUUACCAAAAUUUGACUACUUUAAGAAGCCAUCUGUUUCAGAAGAAAGCUACAACAAAGUACCAUAUGUUUCAAAGGUGCCCUCAGUUUCUAAAGAAGAAUACAAAGUGCCUUCUUUGUCAAAAAAUGAUUACUACAAGAAGCCAUCAGUUCCAGAAGAUAACUAUGAAAAGGUCUCAUAUGUUCCAAAGCUACCCUCAGUGCCUAAAGAAGAAUACAAGGUGCCUUCUUUGUCAAAGAAUGACUACUACAAGAAGCCAUCAAUUCCAAAAGACAACUACAAAAAAGUGUCAUAUGUUCCAAAGGUGCCUUCAGUGCCUAAAGAAGAAUACAAGGUGCCUUCUUUGCCAAAGAAUGAAUACUACAAGAAGCCAUCAACUCCAGAAGAUAACUACAAGAAGGUCUCAUCUGUUCCAGAAGUACCCUCAAUGCCUAAACCAGAAUACAAGGUGCCGUCUCUGCCAAAAAAUGACUACUUCAAGAAACCAUCACCUUCUCCAUCACCACCACCUCCUUAUUACCAUGAAUCAUCUUCAACACCUUCUCCAUCACCACCUCCUCCAUAUUAUUAA
Molecule: messenger RNA, 1212 nt
Organism: Solanum verrucosum
Lineage: Eukaryota; Viridiplantae; Streptophyta; Magnoliopsida; Solanales; Solanaceae
Product: protein PELPK1-like
Exons: 2
Coding region: 13-1212 (399 amino acids)
Source: RefSeq, a predicted model, not a curated record